GCUCUAACCCAAACAUCAACAUGCUCUCCUGCAAGGUAUUUGCGGCCCUCAUGUUCUUGGGCGUGGCCCUCUGCGUGCCAUCAAACCUAUACAGCCAACAGACGUAUGAGGAAACCAUCCCAUACCAGUACUCCUACAACGUGAAGGACCCCUACGCUGGCGCAGACUUCGGCCACAGCGAGGACUCCGACGGCCACAACGCCCGCGGCUCUUUCCACGUCCAGCUGCCCGACGGUCGCAGACAGACGGUGAAUUACCAGGCCGACCAUCAGCUAGGCUAUGUAGCCAACGUGCAGUACGAGGGUGAGGCCCAGUACCCCCAAACUUACGGUCCUGCAGUCACCUUCGGCCCCUCGCAGCACACUAGCUACCGGCCUCCCGCCCCUUACCAAUGAUACCAUCACAUACCAUCGCAUGUUGACGUUCAAGUGUUGAAGAUUAUCAAAUAAAUUGUUGUUAAUUCAU
This is a messenger RNA of Penaeus chinensis, 465 nucleotides long. Its product is annotated as pro-resilin-like. Lineage: Eukaryota; Metazoa; Arthropoda; Malacostraca; Decapoda; Penaeidae. The coding region runs from base 21 to 395 and encodes 124 amino acids. Gene Ontology annotation, cellular component: extracellular matrix. The transcript is spliced from 4 exons. The record is from RefSeq and is a predicted model, not a curated record.